AUGACUCCUGCAACAGAUGCCGACAAGGUUUUCCCCAUCACCACGUUUAUAUCAGACCUGCCCAGCAGUCUCACUCCGCAACUCGUAUCGUCCGCGGAAAAUGACCAGGGAUCUUCUACUCGACGAUUAGUCAUCGUGGGUGAUGUACACGGCAUGAAAAGAUCUCUGGAGGCACUUCUAGAAAAGGUCAGCUUCGAUAAGGACAAAGGGGAUCAUCUGGUACUAGUUGGUGAUCUGAUCAACAAAGGGCCGGACAGCCCUGGUGUGAUCGAUCUGGUCAUGGAGUUGGGCGCCACCGCCGUGAGAGGCAACCAUGACAAUGCCGUCCUCGAUGCUGCCGUGGAAGUUAACGCAAGAGGAGACAGCUCAAUGCAUGCUGGAAGCGUAUCCAGCGGUACCGCACAGUUACCUGGGAACUCGGGAGUUGAUUCACCUAGUGAGACUCUCGCAUCCGACGGCCCUGAAAAAGGCGCACCUCUCGAAGGUAGUCUUCACACACGACACAGCGAAACAACGUACAGCACAGCCCGCGCACUUUCGGCGCCCCAGCUCGACUGGCUCGCUGCUCUGCCAUUGAUCUUGCGCAUCAAGCUACCGUACCACCCAGCAUCAUCCCUAAAUGAAACUCUUAUUGUCGUACAUGCUGGUCUCACCCCUGGUGUCCCGCUGGAAAAGCAGGAUCCCCAUGCUGUAAUGCACAUGCGCAGCGUCACUCACCCGCCAGGCGAUGAAGGCACCUUCGUGCCGGCGGAGGCAUCGGGAGAGGAAGGCUGGGCUACUCACUGGGAUCAGUGGCAGGACCAACUGACUACCCGAACUACUGUGAUAUUUGGGCACGAUGCGAAACGUGGUCUGCAGCUGGGCAGCCAUUCAAUCGGACUGGAUUCCGCGUGUCUAUAUGGUUACAGUCUUAGCGCGCUGGUCGUUGAGUCAACCGAUACGGGAUUUCAGCAUCGAGUAGUGCAGGUCAAAUGUGCUGACACGCCUGUUGCCCCAACAGCAUAA
Messenger RNA from Aspergillus nomiae NRRL 13137, 1005 nucleotides. RefSeq names its product metallophosphoesterase family protein. Gene Ontology annotation, biological process: polyphosphate catabolic process. NCBI's taxonomy places the organism in Eukaryota, Fungi, Ascomycota, Eurotiomycetes, Eurotiales, Aspergillaceae. The coding region runs from base 1 to 1005 and encodes 334 amino acids. Gene Ontology annotation, cellular component: cytoplasm. The record is from RefSeq and is a predicted model, not a curated record. The transcript has a single exon. Gene Ontology annotation, molecular function: phosphatase activity; endopolyphosphatase activity.